UGGUCGCACCCUGGCCCUUAGUAAGGCUGUAGGUUCUAGAGACGUCACUCAUUCCUAGCUCCCUAUAAAAGGUGGGUCGCGAUCCUCGAGAAUCCCAUCCCACCAUGGCACAGGAACUCGUGCUCUACGAUAUCCCUACCGAUGGCAUCGGCGCCUUAUCCUCCAACACUUGGAAGACACGGUACGCGCUCAACUACAAGGGCAUCCCUUUCCGUACCGAAUGGAUCGAUAUGCCCGACAUCGCUUGCACUUGCAAGAAAAUUGGCGCGGCGCCCACCGCCCCUCCUGGUGGACCUCUGCCUGAGUACACCGUCCCCGUCAUCGUCGACCCCAGCACGGGCGCGGUCGUGUCCGACUCGAUACUCAUCGCGGCCUAUCUCGACAAGACCUACCCCGACCGCCCGCGCAUCCUGCCCGAGGGCACGACCGCCCUCCAGCGCAUCUUCGCCGACGACUUCGGCACGAGGGUCACGCAGCCGCUGAUCCAGUGGACGUCGCUGACCGCCAUGCGCGUGUUCACCAAGCGGACGGUGGACUAUAUUCGCCGCACGCGCGAGCCGCUGCUGGGGAUGUCCUUCGAGGCAUUCUUCACGCCGGAGCGUGCGGAGCAGGGGCGGAAGGCCGCGAUUGAGGGUUUGAAUCAUUUCGCGGAGGCGUUGGAGCAGCAGGAGAAGGCGACGAGGAAGACAAGCACGUUUGUUAUGGGCGACACGCCGUCGCAUGCGGAUUUUGUGGUGGCGGGGCAGUUGAUGUUCCUUCGGAAGGCGUUUAAGGACGGGUGGGAGGAGGUGCGGAAGCUCCAUGGUGGGCGGUGGUCCAGGCUCGUUGCUGCCCUUGUGGCGUGGGAGGGCGAAGACACGAAGCUCGUCGCUGCGCCCCCGUAAUCGCGAUUAGUUGUACAAGACCUAUCACCAUACUUUGGCUUGAUUCGGUGUAGAAAAGGGAUUAUAAGCGGUGCUUGCAUUUGGUAUAAAUGAAUGGGCUUUGAACUGGUAUACGAUCGACGGUUGCCACAAAUGCACUACUCGGCCUCCAGCCACUUCUGCCACCCGCUCAUGUCCCACCUCCGCACGAACUCGGCUUCUGAGAAGCGCGACAAGGCCGCCGUUCGUGCGCGCUC
Molecule: messenger RNA, 1120 nt
Organism: Schizophyllum commune H4-8
Lineage: Eukaryota; Fungi; Basidiomycota; Agaricomycetes; Agaricales; Schizophyllaceae
Exons: 2
Coding region: 105-884 (259 amino acids)
Biological process (GO): glutathione metabolic process; L-phenylalanine catabolic process
Molecular function (GO): glutathione transferase activity; maleylacetoacetate isomerase activity
Source: RefSeq, a predicted model, not a curated record